UGUCUCCUUGUGAAUUUUUCAGGCUGUGCGCUGGAAGUGCAGGAAUGAAUCAUUUGUUCUGCUAGCCAGAAGAAAAAUGCUCUUGCUGCUAAUUAACUUAGCAGCAAGAGCAAGAAGCAAGAAGCUAGUUGUUUGGCUCUGGAGCUAUGCUAGUGCACAGUGCAGGUGAAGCUGGAGUUGGGCCACAGAGCCCAGCUAAGGAAGAAGGUAACAUCAGAAGGCUUCACCCACGACUAGAUGGUGUUUGUCCGAGGGCCAGAGACCCGCGACAUCCAGCACUUUGUAGAGAAGGUUGUCUUCCGCCUGCAUGAGAGCUUCCCUAUAUCCAAGAGAGAGUCCCCAUCAGGCCCCCACAUACAGCACUCAGCCCCUUCGCUGAUUUUGUCCAGGGGCCACUGGCAGUAUUGCAACAAAAAAUCCCUCUGCGACCAAGAAAGGAUUUUUACCAUAGACCACCAUUGUAAAAGAGACAAGGAGCUGCCGAAAAAGAUGUGUUUUAAGUACCAGCUUAACCUAGAGGGUGACCACCUGCGCUGUGAGACGCUCACCUUCAACAACCACACCAAAGACUUCAGGAGAAAGCUGAUCAAAGCUGGAGCGGUAAUGAUAGUUCCAAAGGGCGCUAAGGCAGCAACAAGGUCCAGUCCAGACUCCUCUAUACCCCCAACUAAGAAGAUCAAGACUUCCCAUGUGUCCGAGGAACCCAGCAAAGAAUGAAGUAAUGGCAGCAGUCAAUCUGCACAAGCCAACCAAGGAGCAUCGUGAUUGGCCCUGAAAAGACUCUGAGAGCAAAGCAGACGACAGAGGCUGCCACCCACUGCUCCCCAUGUGCCCAAAGAGAGCACUCUCUUGUUUUCAGCUGUGAUCCGUCUUGCAGGCAAGAUCCAUCAUCCAUAAUUUGUUGCAAACAUCCAAUGUGUUUGACUCACUUAAGACACAGUUGUGUAGCAGGGUGGAGACUACAGGUGUGUAUUCUGACUAUUUGAGUGUAGCCUGUCCUGACGUAAACCAGUCAUGUCUGCAGAUUGUAAAGCUGUGAUUUUUCCAAAUUAUGAAAUUCAAGGUCUUCAUUGUUCAAUUAUGUGUUUAGGUACAAUUAUGAUGACGUAAUAGGGCUCCAAAGAGGAGGUAAAACUGUUCUCACCUCCAGUUUCCAUUAUUUGCAGUGGACACAACACAAUCAUAAUUUUUUUGUUUUGUGACUUUUCUGAAAACCAUGUCAGAUUGUCAAAGUCAAAGCACCUGACCUUGAACUGUAUAAUUUUUAAUGCUGUCAGUUUAACGCGUUAUUAACGGCGUUAACGCAAACCCAUUUUAACGCCGUACAUUUUUUUUAUCAUGAGAUUAACGUUCUU
This is a messenger RNA of Perca flavescens (yellow perch), 1355 nucleotides long. Its product is annotated as protein ENL. The transcript is spliced from 7 exons. The coding region runs from base 238 to 717 and encodes 159 amino acids. NCBI's taxonomy places the organism in Eukaryota, Metazoa, Chordata, Actinopteri, Perciformes, Percidae. Gene Ontology annotation, cellular component: transcription elongation factor complex. Gene Ontology annotation, biological process: positive regulation of DNA-templated transcription. Gene Ontology annotation, molecular function: chromatin binding. The record is from RefSeq and is a predicted model, not a curated record.